This is a messenger RNA of Hipposideros armiger (great roundleaf bat), 1171 nucleotides long. It is a transcript of the gene CFAP45, whose product is annotated as cilia and flagella associated protein 45. The record is from RefSeq and is a predicted model, not a curated record. Lineage: Eukaryota; Metazoa; Chordata; Mammalia; Chiroptera; Hipposideridae. The transcript is spliced from 7 exons. The coding region runs from base 80 to 1171 and encodes 363 amino acids.
UAGGCGUUGCUGGCGGCAGAGGCGGCGGAGGCGCGGUUUGAGAUGGUCAAGGAAUAGGACUCGCUAUCGGACCAAAACCAUGAGCUCUGAAGUAGAUGAGAACCUCUUUGGAGGUAUCAAGCCCCCGGCCCAGAGCGACAGCCUCAUCGUGCUGCUCCGAGAAAAGCACGCCACUCAGAAAACUCUCAAUGCUCCUGGCCUGGACCACAAGCCGGAGACCAUCCAGCUCGUCACCAGGGACAUGGUUCGGAAACUCAUUGGACUCACAGUGCAACUGGCAGUCUCUCCCACCACCAGCCAUGCUCAUGCUGGAGGGAUUGCAUGCUGGAUGUUCAUGCUGGAGGGAUUGCAUGCUGGAUGUUCAUGCUGGAGGGAUUGGAGGGAAGACAGCAGAGAAGCCUACAUCAUGGUGCUGAGAACUUCCCCUCAUUCCCCCUCCCUAACUUUGUUCAUUCCUUAUGUCAGCGUUCCCACCAAGGAUCCCUCUGGAGAAUCCCUUAUCAUGAGCCCCGAGGAAUUUGAGCGGAUCAAAUGGGCAUCCCAUGUGCUAACCAGAGAAGAACUUGAGGCCAGAGAGCAGGCCUUCAGGAAGGAGAAGGAAGCCAUCGUGGACGCAGUGACCACACGCAAGAAAGUCAUGAAACAGAAGGAAAUGGUUUGGAGGAACAACAAGAAGCUCAGUGACCUAGAGGAGGUGGCCAAGGAGAGGGCCCAGAACCUUCUGCAGAGAGCCAACAAGCUACGGAUGGAGCAGGAGGAGGAGCUCAAGGACAUGAGCAAGAUCAUCCUCAAUGCCAAGUGCCAUGCUAUCCGGGAUGCCCAAAUCCUGGAGAAGCAGGUGAUACAGAAAGAGCUGGAUGCGGAAGAGAAGCGAUUGGAUCAGAUGAUGGAGGUGGAAAGGCAGAAAUCUAUUCAAAGGCAGGAGGAAUGGGACAGGAAGAGGAAGGAGGAAAGAAUACGAGGACGACGGCACAUUGUGCAGCAGAUGGAAAAGAAGCAGGAGGAGCGAUCACUACUCGCUGAGCAGCGGGAGCAGGAGAAGGAGCAGCUGCUGGAAUACCUGGAACAGCUCCAUGCGGAGGAUCUCAGGGUAACAGGGCCGGACAGAUAUGCCAACUUCCACCAGCACCAGCAACAAAGCCUCCCAACAUUUAGGGGUUUCAGGGAGUAG